Messenger RNA from Dermacentor andersoni, 5001 nucleotides. It is a transcript of the gene Cad99C, whose product is annotated as cadherin 99C. NCBI's taxonomy places the organism in Eukaryota, Metazoa, Arthropoda, Arachnida, Ixodida, Ixodidae. Gene Ontology annotation, biological process: multicellular organism development; homophilic cell-cell adhesion; cell migration. Gene Ontology annotation, cellular component: plasma membrane; catenin complex; cell-cell junction. Gene Ontology annotation, molecular function: calcium ion binding; beta-catenin binding; cadherin binding. The record is from RefSeq and is a predicted model, not a curated record.
UCCGUGCGACGUGUGGUGUUGCCGUGACGCGCUCGCUCGCAGUGACCGUCCGCUCCCCAGCCUAGGGACUGACUGGGGCUGCGGCAAACUAAAAGGAUACGCGCUGCUGCUCCGGAGACCCCGCGACCUCUGCAACACGUUGCCCCCUGCGGUGUAUCUUCACUCACUGGCGCCAUCGGGGGACAUCGUGAAGGCGAACACCUAGAGGGUCCCCCAGCAUGACAAGGAAAUGCCGGCGGCGGUGGUGGACACUGCUGCUGGCGCUCCUCUGCCUCACGCCGUGCGUGCUCGCAGUAUGCGAAGUGGAAGGCGGCGGAACAGUGGUCAUCAUGGAUAUUCAAGAGAGCCGAGGCAACCAGACGGACCAGGAGACGCAGCCGCGGGAACUUCCAGUCCUGGGUGACAUACAGGACAUCGAGCUGAGCAUUCAGUCAGCCAGCUACGACGUCUUCCAGCUGCUUGGCAAACGCUUCAUCCUCAAGAGGCCACUCGACAGAGACGCUGACGACUUGGCGUCCAUUAGGCUUCAAGUCCUUUGCCAGGCCAGAUUAGGCAGAGUACAGCCUUUUUCGCAGCGAGCCAUUCAGGUGCUGGUACGAGUCAACGACAUCAACGACAACCCGCCGCUCUUCAGGCGCUCCCACUACGAAACCAAAGUCUCAGAGCUGGCUCCUGUGGGCACAACCAUAUUUCGCGAUCUAGCCACCAUGGAUAUGGACACGGGAACCAAUGGUCUUGUCGAGUACACCACAGCCCCAGGAGAUGGCAGCGACAACGACGGGUUCGAAUACUUUGCCAUUGACCUGCCCUACCAAGGACUAGUGACGGUAGCGAAGCCCCUGGACUAUGAAAAGGCCAAGUACUACCAUUUGGUCAUCAAAGCAACCGACACGGCGUCGAACCCAUCUGAGCGGCUGUCCAGCACUACCACGCUGACAGUGUUCGUCCAGGACGGUGACGACCAAGACCCGGCGUUUGUCUACAAAGGCUGCACUCUAGUUCACGGGGCUUGCGCCGAUGUCGAGUACAGCGCCGAAGUUACCAGCGGCCUCAUUUCGGGAAUCGUGAAAACGUAUCCCGAGGACAUCAGGGCGGAAGACCGGGAUUCUUUAAAAUCCAAGAUUCGCUACACUUUUGUCAAUGGAACGCCAGCGUUCUAUCACAACUAUUUUGAUAUCGACACAGAGAGCGGCCUAGUCCGCCAGCUCAAACCUGUUGAUCGGGCAUUGGCGAAAAGCUACGAAAUUAUCGUUAAGGCUGAAGAAGAAACUGCGAGUCGCCGGUUCGCCACGGCCCGGCUGACCAUCGGCGUGCGGGUGGUGGACAGCAACCCGCCCAUCUUGCUCGCUUCGGCCACCGAGGGCUUCGUGGACGAGAACUCUCCCGUCGGCACGUACGUGGUCACACAGCCGAGGGGCGACGAGCCACUCUACUUCAUGGUCAGCGACGACGACAUCGCUGAAGACGACCCACUGCCAGAGUACACUUUCGAGCUCACCACGACUGCCUUCAGAGUAAACAGUGAGGGCAUCUUGGUGGUCAACGAGCAAGAACUUGACAGGGAUCCACCGAACCAAAGCGUUCACACCUUCCAGGUCGUGGCACAUCAAGUAAACAGCGAGCCAGGUAAAGGCAGCAGCGCGCCCAUCUCCCUCAGCGUCCGCCUGAACGACGUCAAUGACAACAGCCCGAAGCUUCCCAACCUGAGCCCUGUGACCAUCCAGGCCGGAGAUGGAGUGCGAAACGUCACACAGGUCCAGGCCCGAGACGAUGACGAAGGAGAGUUCGCUCGCAUCAGUUACGCCGUGUAUCACGUGUCCAACAACGGUCGCGACAAGUUCCGCAUCGACCCCAACACUGGCGUGGUGCAAGUCAUAGGCAGGGUAUCCUCCGGGGAACAGUACAGCAUUACCGUGCAGGCAACGGACUCCGGGUCCAGGUUCAGCCAAGGAAUUCUGGACGUGAUAGUUAUACCCGGACCAAACACUGGAGGCCCGGUUUUUUCCAAAGAGAAGUACGAGGCUCAAGUGAGCGAAGGGGCCUCCGUCGGGUCUGCUGUGCUUACACUAAAGGCAACUGACCCCGAGGGAGACGAUGUGUCAUAUUCGAUCGUCGAAGGGAACGACAAAGGCGUGUUCACCGUCGAUUCAUCGAGUGGGACAAUAUCGGUCGCCAAAACCCUCAACCGAGAGGAAGUGGCCUCGUACACCCUGCAGGUCAAAGCAGAAGAUAGGAACAAUUUGUUCAACUUGGCAACAGUGAAGAUAGCCGUAACAGACAUAAAUGACCAGAAUCCCGUUUUCGUGCAAGACAGCUACAACUUCACCGUCGAGGAAGGGAAGGCUGGUGCUGUCGUCGGGACUGUCCAGGCCCGAGAUGAAGACGUCGGCGCCAACGGAGAAGUUUAUUACACGAUUGCCGGAAAUGGCGACUUCGGCAUCGAUGAGCAGACGGGCGAGGUGACGACCCGCCGCGCGCUGGACUACGAGCGCCAGCGGGAACAUGUGUUCGUCGUGACGGCCAAGGACAAGGCGCCUGACGCGCGCAUCACCACCGUCAGCGUCACGGUGCGUGUCCAGGACGUGCAGGACGAGAGGCCGUACUUUGAGCGCGCCUUCUACGAGACCGCGGUGCCCGAGAACCAGGAAAAUAUCAACGUUGUCCAGGUCAAGGCCACUGAUCCGGACGGCACUCCCAGCAUCACGUACACCAUCCGGGAAGGCGACCAGUCGUUAUUUUCCGUAGAUCCGGUGACCGGUGUCGUGAGGACGAUCGCCGGCCUCGACUACGAGAAAAAGACGAGCUACACGCUGAUCAUCGGUACUCUGGAGAACGACGCCAACGAUGCCAUGGCCACGUGCACCGUGCGCGUUGCCGUCGAGGACCGGAACGACGUUGCUCCACGCUUCACGAGCGUGCCGUUGCCGAUCAGGCUUCAGGAUACUGUGCCGCUGGGAACCAUCGUGACCACGGUGGUGGCGACGGAUGGGGAUGGAUCGGCACCUGGAAACGUAGUGCGUUAUGAAAUCAGCGGCCAAGGUCGGGCACCAUUCUACUUCCUCAUAGACAGUACCAGUGGCGUAAUAACAGUCAAGGACGAUCUCAGGAAGGAGCCCGACUCGGAGUACAGGAUCGAAGUUCAAGCUAACGACCUCGGAGAUCCCUCGCUAGCAGCUACCGCGGUCGUCACAGUCUACGUGGAGCACAUUGCCACAGUGCCGCCCGACUCUGGCCUUGGUUUCGCCGACGGAUUUUACACGGUCGAAGUACCAGAGAACGCUUUGGCGAACACCUUGGUCAAAUCUUUGCCGAUAAUCAACAAGCCGCGAGGAAAUUUUCCUGUUCAAUGCCAGAUCGUCACAGGAAACGAGAAAGGACAUUUCUACAUACUUGACAACGAACAACGUGACUGUGAAGUGCGUGUUCAAAACCAAAAUCUUGAUUACGAAGAGCAAAAUAAAUACCUCUUGACUGUCCAUCUAAAUACCAUCGGGGGAGUAUUUGGUUCAUCGCGGCUGACUACUCAAGUGGCGGUGCACCUCAUCGACCAGAACGACAACCGGCCCCGCUUCGUGGUGCCGCCUAUGUACAGCCAGCUGACGCAGAACCGCUACCUGGCGGCGCUCUCGUCCGACGCCCCCGCCGGCACGCGCUUCAUCCAAGUCAUGGCUGAAGACCUUGACUCUGGUUCAAAUGGCAAGAUCGCGUACGACCUGUCUCCAGACAGUGACCCCGAUGGAAAAUUCAGCAUUGACCCCCAAACAGGCUACCUGAGCAACGUGAAAACAUUCGAUGAUCUACAAAACGUGGAGCUACCCCUCAAGCUCAAGGUCACUGCCAGGGACAGCCCCGACCUGACGGCCAGAGCACUCACAGAAUCCACCUACGUCUAUGUGAACCUCAUCCGCUACGAGAACCGUCUUGUCUUAGCGAUUGGCGAUGUCUUACCGGACAAGGUGCUGCAACUGAAGGACCACAUAAUGAGCAUAAUCCAGCAGCAGACUCGUCUCAUUGCAAGCGUCGAGAAGGUGGUUGCUCUUAAGGUGCUUCGGAACAACACAAUAGUAACAGAUUUCUCUGGGAGCGAUAUCUGGAUGUACCUGGUCGAACCGGAAAGCUUAAGAAUUUUGACUACAAACGAUCCUCGAGUUCAAAUGUUGGUGAGCAGCGGCAGCGCGCAGUCUUCGUUUCUGGACCACCUGUCGCGCAGCCUGGGCAUCACGGCGCAGCAGCUGCGGACGCCGUACGCGCCGCCCACGGCGCCGCCCAACCUGGUGCGGCCCGUCAAGAUCGCCGGCGGAGACUCGAGCGACCUGGGCGCGGCGCUCAUCGUGCUGGCCUGCAUCAUCGCCGUGCUGGGCUUUGUCGGCAUCGUCUACCACUGCUGCAUGUGGUCGAGGUGGGCCACCUCACGGUACGUGGCCAACAAGGAAAGGAUCAAGCGGAUGUGCGUGGCUCCCAGAUACGAACCAGUCUACGCCGAUUCAAGUUUGAAGGAAUAUGAAACACAGGUGUUGCAGAUGAGUGUUCCGGUGGACGAGGACGGCAGUUGCCACGAGUCUCCGCUCGGGCUGAAGGGUGGUGGCGCCGAGGUGGCCUACUUAGGCGGUGGCCGCACUUCCUACGAGCGGGAGUCACCCAGCUCUAUUGGGAAUGCGUCCACCGCCCGGGUGGGAAGCUGUGCGUCAGCAACUUUCGACGACGUACCAGCCGCCACUCGCAACCCCUUAUACGUCGCCUACAACUCGGAUGAAGAGGAACCGAGUCCAGGCGCAGCGCCACCAGCAGCGAAGACGCUGAGUGGCCUAACCAUGCUGAAGACGCAUCCACCCGCGCCGACCGCCGGGGACAAGUCCAAAUACAUCGCGGGUGUUGAGACGACGACAGAGCUAUGACCUACAUGUAUUUAUUGUGUUGCCCACUUGUACAUACUGUAAAAUGCCCCCUGUGCCAAACAUUAAAGCACACGCUGAUGACACGUAGAGACAAUACGCGACUAAA